Strigops habroptila (Kakapo) is the source of this 1659-nucleotide messenger RNA. RefSeq names its product probable E3 ubiquitin-protein ligase makorin-2. Gene Ontology annotation, biological process: protein polyubiquitination. The transcript has 8 exons. Lineage: Eukaryota; Metazoa; Chordata; Aves; Psittaciformes; Psittacidae. The record is from RefSeq and is a predicted model, not a curated record. Gene Ontology annotation, molecular function: metal ion binding; ubiquitin protein ligase activity. The coding region runs from base 235 to 1398 and encodes 387 amino acids.
UCCUUGCUGCUGGAGCCGUCUGAGUAGCCAAGAAGUCCUUGAUUGAGUGUAAACACAGCUCAGCUACAACUACAACAUCCGUGUGUUAUCAACGUUAUUCUCACCCCAAAUCCAAAACAUGCUGCGCCAGCUCCUGGGAGGAAAAUUAACUCUGUCCCAGCUGAAGGCAGGGCACGGUCCAAGGCCAUAAGUAGUCCCAGGAGGUCGCCCAGCCCUUCGUACUGCCAGGAGGAGAUGGAGCCGGGCUCGCUGGUGGCCCGGGGGGGCUGCCUGAGACCCCUGUGCAGGAAUUUCGCCCGUGGAUUCUGUCACUGGGGCCAGAACUGCCGCUUCUCACACGACAGAAAGUCAGCCCAGAUCUGCAGGUACUUCCAGAGCGGGUCCUGCAGCUACGGAGAGCGGUGCAGCUACCAGCACAUCCAAGAGGAGCCAGCUCCGGUGGGGACCCGCUAUGGCCCCGUGCCCCCUGUCCCUCCCAGCUGCCGGGGCUCGGAGCCCAUGCCCAUGCCCAUGGCCCGGGGCUGGGGGGGAACCCGGCGCAGCUUGGCCCACCCUGUCCCCAGCGUGACACACGUGGCCUUCAAGUUCCCAAGUGUGGAGGUUGAGGGGGAAAAGAAAGCCAAGGAGAACAUCCCUGCACCUGAUGAUGUCCCUCGUGGGGCCAUCGGCGGAGAGGUUGUCCCUGCACAAGCUCGGAGGGCCUCAGGCUCCCAGCCGCGGGUGCUGGGACUGGAUCCCAACGCCUCUGACCCUGGGAAGGAGACGGUGACAUGGACUGACCUUGCAGAGGUCCCCGCAGAGCCGGGUGCUGUGGCAGCGCCGGUGCCCAGCGAGGCACUGAGGGCCCGGAGCGAGGCCGUGGUGUGUGGCAUCUGCAUGGACCGGGUGUACGAGAAGCCGCUUCCAGAGGAGCGGCUCUUCGGGAUCCUCCCCAACUGCAGCCACGCGUAUUGCCUGGGCUGCAUCCGCAAGUGGCGCCGCAGCCGCGACUUCCAGAGCACCGUCAGCAAGGCCUGCCCAGAAUGUCGGGUCACCUCCAGUUACUACAUCCCCCACAAAUACUGGGUCUCGGAGGCAGGUGAAAAGGAGAAGCUCAUCAAAACCUUCAAGGCACGGACAGGGAAAAUCAGGUGCAAGUUCUUUGUCCGGAACCGCGGGUGCUGCCCAUUCAAGUCAGACUGCAUCUACCUGCACGAGCUGCCCGCCAGCCGGCCGCCACGACGCAGGCAGCAGCACCCAAGGGUGCCCAUUGACCGUCCUUCGGAGAGCUCUGACGAGGAGGAUGAGGAGCUCUGUGUGCUAGAGUGGGCUCUUAGCCUGGCCGUGAUGGAGGCAGACUGCCACUACUCCAGAUAUGGCCACGAGAUGCUCUUCGUGGACUUCAGCGACUCCGACUAAAGCCAUGGGGUGCCGCGCAUGGGGUGCCCCACUGUUGGUGGCAAGGAAAUGUCUUCUGGGAGGGGGAAGCAUGAGCUUUUGAUGUGUUGAGCUGCUCCCAACAUUGACUUGGGGUGCUGCACCCUGCAUGGGGUGGGAUGGGGAAAUCACUCCUUCUUGGUGGACCCCCAGCAGGUCCCACAUCCCAUGGGAAGCCAGGGGGUGAAGGAACUGGGGGGGUCUUAGUGCAGCGGGGCACAGCCCCCCUUUCUCCUCCCCUCA